Molecule: messenger RNA, 4019 nt
Organism: Octopus bimaculoides (California two-spot octopus)
Lineage: Eukaryota; Metazoa; Mollusca; Cephalopoda; Octopoda; Octopodidae
Product: dihydroorotate dehydrogenase (quinone), mitochondrial
Biological process (GO): pyrimidine ribonucleotide biosynthetic process; 'de novo' pyrimidine nucleobase biosynthetic process
Cellular component (GO): mitochondrial inner membrane; cytoplasm
Molecular function (GO): dihydroorotate dehydrogenase activity
Source: RefSeq, a predicted model, not a curated record
ACCGUAAGAUGCCUUAUCGGCUAAAUUAGUUUUUGAUUGCGCAUGUGCUCUUAAUCGAAUGUGGUUCAAACAAAGUUUGUCGUCGGCACGAUGGUUUCCAGUCAAUGGACCCAUGUUAUCAAGCAACUUCGAGAAGUUGCUGUCAUUGUCACGGGAGGAAUGAUUUGCUUCUCAGGCAUCUCAUUAUAUCAGGGAAAUGAGAAGUUCUACAGGCAGUUUGUAAUGCCAGCUGUGAAAAUCUUGAGUCCUGAGAAUGCGCACAGGCUUGGUGUUGCCUUAGCAAAAUAUCAACUCUUUGGAAGGUCAUCUGUAGCUGAUCCUGCUAUUCUGAAAACUAAGGUAUGGGAUCUUGAGUUCCGCAAUCCUGUGGGUGUGGCAGCUGGUUUCGAUAAACAUGGAGAAGCUGUUGACGGACUUUUGAAGAUUGGUUUUGGUUUCGUAGAAGUUGGCAGCAUCACCCCAAAACCUCAGCCUGGCAAUCCAAAGCCGAGGGUGUUUCGAUUAGAUGAAGAUUGUGCUGUGAUUAAUAGGUAUGGUUUCAACAGUGAUGGGCAUGAAGUGGUGUACAACCGUUUGAUGGAGCGGAAUAAGAAGACUGUUAAAAUUAACACACUAAUAGAUGAUUCCAGAAACAUGUUGAACCUAAACUUUUGGGCUGAUAAAUUCAAUUCUUUCACCUUCCAACACAAAGAACCAGGAAUUCUUGGCAUAAAUUUAGGCAAAAACAAAACAUCUGAAAAUUCUGAACAGGACUAUGCAAGUGGAGUUAGUUUGUUUGGUCAGCUGGCUGACUUCUUAGUGGUGAAUAUUUCCAGUCCAAAUACUCCUGGACUGCGGAAUCUGCAGGGCAGAGAAAAUUUAGAGAAAUUGAUUGACAGGGCGUUGCUGGAACGUGACCAGUUGAAGUGUGAGAGGAAACCUCCAAUUUUGGUGAAAAUAGCUCCAGAUUUAACAGAAUCUGAUCGGCAAGAUAUUGCUCGUGUUGUGAUGAGAGAACAUAGUCUUGUUGAUGGUUUAAUAAUCAGCAAUACCACAGUAUAUCGAGACAAAAGCUUGAUCAGUAAAAACCGGAAGGAAACUGGAGGACUUAGUGGUGUACCAUUGCGCGAAAUGUCUACACAGAUACUCAGUGAUAUGUAUUCGUUAACUCAAGGAAAGAUUCCAAUCAUUGGAGUUGGUGGUAUCAGCUCAGGAAAAGAUGCCUAUGACAAAAUCCGAGCUGGUGCUAGUCUGGUAGAGCUUUAUACUGUCAUGACAUAUCAAGGUCCUGUUGUCGUUAACCGAAUUAAAAGAGAAUUAGCAGAACUUCUACAAAAAGAUGGCUAUUCUUCUGUGUCUGAUGCUGUUGGAGCUGACCACCGUAGCAAUUUUAAGAAAAACAGAGAGAUAGAAGCUAUUACAAGGUAAGAGAGAGAGAAGUAUUGCUGGUGGGGAAGGAACAAGUUAUAAAGGUUGCUAGUGUUCUUUUGUUCCCUGGUCAGUGCUGGAUUGAGUUUACCACCCAAGAACUCAUAAUGCAAAGUUUUGCAACAAAUACUGCUUGACAUCCCAUUCACUGUUCUAGCAAUUUUGAUCUGAGUUUAUUUUACAUCUCUGAAUUACAAGCACAUAUACAUGUGCGCACACAAUCACACAAAUGAUGUAUUAUUCACUCGGUAUAACUUAACUCUCAGCUAAUAUUAAUGAUGAUGGCAGUGGUGCAGUUUGUUUUUUUAACUUUAUCCCUUUCUCUACUAACUGUUUUUUGUUAAUUGUUGCUUAUUUCCAGGUCACCUGUCAUGGAGUACAUAUGAUCAAAAGUGUUUCACUCCAGCCAUGACCUUGUGUUUUGGGGUUGGGUGCACACUGUAUGUCAGGUUACGUUAUAUAAUGUCUUUCCUUUUCAUUUUAAGGUGGUCGGGUAAGAUUUGAAGGGGAUUUAACUGCUAUUUCUAGCUAAUCUAGAAAUCUAUAGUGGUCUAAUUUCUUGGUUUUAUUUAUUUCUAAAUCUCUGUGGUUGUAUGAUGACAUUUUCUUCUAGCAAGUUAAUGGUAAUUCUUGCCAUAAUUAAUAGCACAGAAAUAAUUGAAGUUCUGAGAUCUUCAUUUCCGUUUUUCAUAUUUUUCUGGUAUUGUUAAUCUGUUAUUGAAAGAAUUUAGCUUGUAUUCUAUGGAGUCAUGCUCUGUCGCUUUCCUGUGUAACCAAACAGAUACAUGGCCUGUCUAUGAUAAAUUUAAUGACAGCUAACCAUUUGUGAAUCAUGCUCCUUGCUCUGAACUUUCACCUUAUUUACAAUUGAUGAUAAUGUUGGUGGAUAGUGAGCUCAAUGUUUCUCUGUUCUCUGUCAUUUAUUUAUCCAUUAUUAUAUAAUGGUUCGUGAUCAUUAACAUUGUUGGCGACAAGUUUCCAAUGGAGCAGUCCACUACUUUUCUGGUAACUAGUCACAAUGGAAUGUCUAACUUGAGGCACAACAAAUAUCAAUAGAGACUUUUUUUAAAACAGACAAACCCCGUUUUUUGGGUUUCAAAUUUUGGCACAAGGCCAGCAAUUUUGGAUAAGGGGCAUGCUAAUUACAUUGACCCCAGAGUUCAACUGGUAAUUAUUUUAUUGACUCUGAAAGGAUGAAAGGCAAAGUGGACCUCAGCAGAAUUUGAGUUCACAAUGUACAGAUAAAUGAAAUGCUGCUAAGCAUUUUGCCCAGCGUGCUAACAAUUCUGCCAGCUUGUUGCCUUCACUGAUACAUAUUAGUGAAAGAUACCUACAUAUAUAUAUGAUGGGCUUCUUCAUAGUUUCUAUCUACACAUUCCCACUCUUAAGGAAUCCAUUAGAUGAAAGCUAUAGUGAAAGGCCUUAGGUGAGGUGCUCUGCAGUGGGAAUAAACCUGAGACCAUAUGGUUGCCAUGGAAGUUUCUUAACCAUGUGGCUAGGUUGUCUGUGGCUGUAAUCACUUUUGACUUUUGUACUUCUGUGGUCAACAAAAUAAGUACCAGUAAUAUACUGUUUCAUUUCUUUUGUUUACACUCUAGCCCUGCUUUACAAAUGAGAUCAUUACUGGCAGUCAUUAUGCUGCAGUUGUUGCCUUUGAUAAAACACACCUAUUAUUCAAGGUAUUCUAGCAUGACCAUCUGUUCUUUUUUUUAUAUCAAUGAUUACAUUGUGGCCAGUUUGUGUUUUUUCUUUAAGAGUAGGGUUUUGUUUGGCUUCUAUUUUUAGCAGGCUUCUCCAUUAAUUCAACAAGGCUGCAGUAUUUUCCGUCUUAGCAAACUGAGUCUGUGAUAUCUAUUGUCUUCAACAUCUUUCUAUAUGGUAAAUGUUUUGUGGGGAAAGACAUGAAAAAAACAUGGCUUCUCAAGUCUCCUUAUAUUUCUGUAACUCAUAGACUUUAUACCUAUAUAAAUACACACACACACACACACGCAUAUGCAAGAGAAAUGGUGCAAACUAUCUUUUUUGACAUCUGUUUCCAUAAGAGGUGGUCCACAAUGUAAAAGAUGUGUACUCAACGCUUAUCAAUCUGCUUUGACUUUUGGGUCUUAUCUAUAGCAAGAUCAGCAACUUCACUGAAUCUAACAUUACAUCGGGCUAGACUGUCAUUACCUUAGGAAAUAUAUGUCAUUUGCAAAUUUUAUUUAUUUUUUGGUUGUUCACAUCAAUCAAGUUCAAUGACAAUCAAUGUUUUUGAAUGCAAAAUAUUAUCAGCUAAGAAACUAUAAAAAAACUGUGCCAGAUAUGUGCGUACCUAAGUAUACUUUUAUAAAUACAGACACACACACAUGCACACACCAUGCAGUGGGGCUCUUUAUAUAAAAACCAUGCCACAUACCUUCUAAUCCUGUUAUGACUGACCUUUACAUUUUUACCUCACAUUUUAUCUCACAUUAAGAUUUUGAUGGCUUUUCUAAUUAACUAUGGCCAUCUUUCUCUUGGAACUUAAGGAGAAACUUAUUUUUGUUAAUGAGAUUUGACACAAAACUAUAUUAAUUCGAGAAACUAGUUCCAGCAGAACGCAAUUCUUAUGACAAUAAAUUAUUUGAAAUAUA